GCAGGGAUGACGAUGAUGAUGCGGCUGGGCUUCCACGGAGCUCGUGGCCUCCACGCCAAGGCGAUCCCGUCCGUCGCGCUCAAGCAGCACAAGAAGACGCUGACGCCAGACAAGUUCAAGUCGCUCUCGCUGGCGUUCCUGGACAAGGUCGAGGCAGCGGUCGCGCCGCUCCUGCCACCCGUCAAUGAGACCUUUGUCGUGCAGCGCACAGCGACGCCGCCCAAGCUCGUGCUCCAGACGGCGACCCACGAAUUCGAGAUCGCUGUGCUCGCCAAGCCACAAACGAUCGAGUUUACGUCGCCAAUCUCGGGCCUGCGCACGUACAUUUACAACGGCAAGACGCAGCGCUGGGAAGACGAGACCGACCGGCACGACGUCGAAGGGCUUCUCACGCGCGACCUCAUGCGCACGUGCACGGGCAUCCCGACCUUUUGAGCUUUUAACAGGUCCCGUGUGGGGGAGUGCGCUGGCAGGAACUUGUAUAACGUUAUCGGACAUAAAUGCGAUGCGAUGACUCGUGGCAUCUGCGACAACAG
This is a messenger RNA of Saprolegnia parasitica CBS 223.65, 536 nucleotides long. RefSeq lists its product as hypothetical. Gene Ontology annotation, molecular function: ferric iron binding. The coding region runs from base 7 to 435 and encodes 142 amino acids. The transcript has 5 exons. Gene Ontology annotation, biological process: iron-sulfur cluster assembly. Lineage: Eukaryota; Oomycota; Saprolegniomycetes; Saprolegniales; Saprolegniaceae. The record is from RefSeq and is a predicted model, not a curated record.